Limulus polyphemus (Atlantic horseshoe crab) is the source of this 9266-nucleotide messenger RNA. Its product is annotated as sodium/potassium-transporting ATPase subunit beta-1-interacting protein 1-like. The record is from RefSeq and is a predicted model, not a curated record. Lineage: Eukaryota; Metazoa; Arthropoda; Merostomata; Xiphosura; Limulidae. Gene Ontology annotation, biological process: regulation of sodium ion transport.
AUUUUUUUUUUUCAGCUUGUUACGAUUCAACGUCAGGUCUUUGACUUUCUGGGGUACAUGUGGGCCCCCAUUAUAGGCAAUUUCUUCCACAUUAUAGCUGUGAUAUUAGGUUUUUUUGGAGGUUAUCAUUAUCGUCCUAAGUAUCUAACAGUGUACUCAGUAUGGAUGUGGAUAUGGCUGGGUUGGAAUAUAUUCACCAUUUGCUUUUAUUUAGAAGUAGGAAUGUUAAGUAGGGAUUCUGAUAUUUUAAACAUUGGAACAGAAAGCAGGAGCUGGUGGGAAGUGAAUGGUAUUGGUUGUCAGCCCAUGUACAAUUUCACACGUAAUACAGAAAAUCAUGUUUUAUUUUCCAAACCUAUUUCUGUUGAAGGUUGUCUUUUGGAAUACUACUAUGUGGAAUGUAUUCAAGCUGGUAUCCAGUGCCUUUUAGCAGUGCUAGGUUUUGUCGGAGCUCUUACAACUCUUACGCUCUGUACAGAAGAGGAUGAUACUUUUGAUUUCAUUGGUGGGUUUGACACUUACACAGCCUAUCAUUCUCCCAACAAGACCUCUCACUUGCACCUCCAGCCCAUUUACAGUGAAGCCAAGUACAGGUCUGCCAUAUAGUAUUGAAUACCAAGUUCAGGACCCAGAAAGCCUAUUGUAUGACAAGCCAAUGACACCUAGAAAAGUUAAGAGACACUCAACACGUUCCAAAAAAGGUCGUUAUCAGCCAGGUUAUAACCAGAAUCCAAUUCGAAGUAUACUUGACAGACCUCUGGAUACAUCAAGCAAUGACAGUUAUGGUGUUUUUUAUAGUGGUCAGCCAAAUCCUGCCUACACUAAAAGUGGAUCCCGACCUAGUUCUGAAGGAUACCUCCUCCGUCCGGAGUCUUUCUUACCUAAUGGUAGGCCAAGACAUAGCUACCCAAACCAGUCAGAAACUAAUAUAUGAGUAAUAGCUUUUUUAGGUACAUUGAAAUGUUUAAGCAGUAUAUUUUACCAAAGGAGAAUUUUAACAUUUUUAUAGUUCACAUAAUUUUCAGAUGAAUGUAUUUUCAUCCUUUUUUCAAUAUGAUCUUGAUCCAUUGAAUUUCAAGUGCAUAGAGGGUUUCACAUUUUAACAUUACCAUGAAAAUCAUAUCAUAAGCAGUUAUAUGCAAAUGUAAUUUAACGUUUAUUGAUAGUUAUAUGAUCAAAGAGUAAAAGAAUGGAAUUUUGUGUAAUUUCACUAUUUGAUGCUUUGGUCAAACAUUACUUUGAAAAAAACUGGUUCAAAAUGUUUACUAUUAUGAUGUACACUAUAAUGUUUUGAGAAAUGUUUUGUAUGUAUGUCAAAAUAAUGUAUAACUUUUAAGGGAAUGUUAUAAUGGAGAGUUUUAAAAUAUGUUCAGGUUUGUCUUUCCUUUGGCAUGUCAUGAAUGACAGGUGAAAUAAGUUGGUGAGGUUUAUGAACAUAGGAUUUGGUAAGAUAAGAAUGGGCUGUGUUUAAUGAACUAUAAGAAAUGGUCUCUCUAAAAGUAUGUUAGUAUACUAGCAGUAUUAAAUAAAAUAUGUGAAGAGACCUUAGAUUUGUAACAGUUCUAUAAUGCCCUUUGAAACCAAAUCAAAAUAUUAGGUGCCAAGUUCUACCAGAAGAAUGUUUAAAUUUAAAUGUAGAUGUAACAGAUAAUUUGUAUUUUAUGUGGUUUUUAUGUGCCAUGCAUAGACUUGUACUUUGUAAAAAGUUAUUAAAUGGAAAUGCUGUAAGGGAUUUGGAAUAGACAAGAUCCAGAUGCUGUUCUGCCAUAUCUUGAAGUUUUGUCAAUGAAAAAAAAAAAAACAUUCUGUGGCUGAAGAUGUGUUGCCAUAUGUUCAUAGUUGUUGUUUAAGUAAAUCUGUAGUAGUUUUUUUCUUACCUUUGAGUUUGUGUAUGAAGGAUAAGAUAUAAAAUGGAAAAACAAAAUGUGUCAAAAUUAAGAUAAUUUUUAUGAGAUUUUUGGAAUAAGUUAAUAGUAAUAAUAUACCAGUAAAGUUCCCAACUAUGCCUUUACCUACAUAAACUUUUUUUUGUGAGAAAUUUCAAUUAAACUACAAUUUUUAAUUAAAGUCACUCACAAUUGAUAUCUUAGAAACGUUUUCCAGUUAGGAAUAAAAACUAUAUUAAAACUACAGAUGCUAAAAUUCAAAAAUGGAGGGUUUAGAAUAUGAAUCAUGUUUACAUAUUUAAUAGCCAUUAAGAUCCCUUCCUUACAUCAAGACAAUCUACCAUAAUCAACUAUAAAUAUGCAAUAGUUUAUUUAGUCUUAAGUUAACAGAUUUGAAAUGUGUAUAAUAUUGCUCAUAUUUAAAUCAAAAGGUUCAGUAAGCCAUAGAAAAUGUUUUCGAACAUCCCAAAUGGUUAUUAGUUUUACCAGUCAGCUAUUUGGACAUACACUUGGAUUGAAUAAUGUAGUUUGAAUUAAAAUCUCAAUAACUAACUUUACAUUUAUUGGAUAUAUGUAUAGAUAGAUAGACAUAAACUAGAUGUAUUGACUACGCCAUUCUACAAAAUAUGGCUUAUAAUUAAUUGUAAUAUACCUUUACUCAAAAUUUUUAGAAAUAUUAGCGAUAAUUCUCUCCCAUAAAUUAAGUUAAAGAAAAAAGUAUUAAAAUUAUUAAUACUGCUUAGAAUAUAUUGUAUACAUACUUUGACUUUUUCAUCUGAUAUAUGGGUUUUGAAAUACAAUAUUUUGAAAAGCAGUUUAAUAUUAACAGUGUGUUUAAUAUACAAAUUAUACAGUCAAACCAAACAUUAUAUAAACUAGUAACAAGUCUAUAUCACACAAAGCAUAUCAGUGUAUAAGACAGAAUGUUUUUAAAAUUCUAGAGUGGGGCUAGAGACUAUACAUUAAUUUUUAAUGUAUCUAUUACUUGUCAGUGUAUAUGCAUGCACAGUAGUUUGAAUAACAUUGAAGAAUUUUGCUUAAAAUUUGUGGAAUUGAAAGCUUAUAAGUACUCAUAAUGAUUAGGAUUUUAGCUCAAAACCACCUGGUAAGUAAUAUAGGUAGCUGAUGGAGAGUUUUAAAAGUUCAACUUGAUGGUAACAAUUCUUAAACACUGAAGUGUGUUUCAGUAACUAAGUUUUCCAUUUAAUAUGCUAAAACCUUGGAACUUUUCUUGCUGAGAUUUGGUUUGGCAAUUGGAAAUCAUGUUAUCAGAAAAUUUGCUCAGUGAGUUUGCUUCUCACUCUUAUCAUAUAUUAAAAAAUGUUUAAUGUAUUGUUUACUGAAGUUUGUCUCUUGUUAGGUUCUAUGAGAUCUUAUGUCUGUAUUAGUACUUUUUAUUAAAUGAGGUUUGUUUGCAUAACUCUUGAGUGUUGUAAGUAAAAUUUAUCAUUCUAGGUUGUUUAGUGAGAUUUGUGGUCUGAUUCAUAGAAGUUUUUCAUAUUAACCGCUAACAUUAGUUCACUAAUUUUAUUCUAUUACUCCAAGGUAGUUCAAUGAAACUUAGUUUGUAUCAAUGUUUCUGGGAAUUUUCUAUCUCACUUGAUAUGCAAUAAGGAUUUUCUUUGUUUCGUGAUAUCUGGCUUAUUGAGGUUUUUGUGUGUAUCUUAUAAACGUGUUGCCUAGUGGUGUUAAUUGUAUGUAUUGCUUGUAAUUUAUAUGGUAACAGAUCACUAACAUGCAUAUUUAUUCAUCAUAUAAGAUAAGGCACAACAUAUUUACUUUCCCUAUUAUACUUUUUAUCUAGCGAGAUCCGUUUUAUGAUUAUCUUUCAAGUUUACAGUUUCUGUGGUAAACUACACAUAUUAACAUGUUGUUAAAAAGCCCAACAACUCACUGCCAAGUUGUAAGAAGAUACACUUUUAUAAAUUGCAGUAUUUAUUAUAGAAUUUCUUAAAAAAAAAAUUAAUAUUGCCUGUUUAAAAUAUUUUUUGAGAAAUUCUGGAUAGCAUGUGUGUUAACUUGCAAAUAUACCAUAAAUAAAGAAAUGAAUAAAUAUAAAUUACUCAGAUAAAACACCCAGUACUCUUGAAAGGUUUGAAUAAUGUUGGAAGUUUGAUGAAUAAUUUAAAAACAUGAGAAUUAAUGUUAAAUAUAUAUAUUUUGAGAUUUGUAACAUAUUUUGACACAUGUCUUCCACAUCAGUUAUUAUGCUAAAACACAGAUGGUCAAGAAAGAGAAAAACUGUACAAGAUUUGGAAAAGGAUUUUUAAAAAUACAGCUAUUUUUGUAACAUGCAAGCAUACUUUAUUAGUAUUGUUGAUAUUACUCUAAUGUUUAGAGUAGAAAUUGUGUGUGUAGCAGCUGGUUUUACUUUUUGGUCAGUUUUAGUGUGGGAAGUUUAUUCAUUCAAAAUUUUUCUUUUAAAAUGUGCAUAAGAAUUUUAUCAGUGUGUAAAAACUAAUAUGUCAUAUUUUUGAAUGUACAUAAUUGUUUUUCUCAUGCAUAUUAAGUUGUUAUAGAAAGACUGGUAGUCUUAUAAAGAAAGAUUAUGGAAGAGCUAUGUGCUCACUAUUUAUUAAGGAAUUCUAUAUAAAACAAAGAUAAAGGUAAUUUUACUAUUGUAGUUGAUGUAUACUUUUAUGAAAUGAGACUUUAAUGUAAACCAAAUUGAUUAAUAAUUUCACUCAUGCCAAUGUGUUAGCUUCUGGUUUGUGAGCAUUUAUGAGUAUGUAUUUUCCCCUGUAUGCAUAUUUUCUAGUGUUAUUUACUUUUUAAUGACUAUCAUUCACUUGAAUAGUUAUAUUUUUCAACACCUUGUUAUGAACAUAUCUAAACAAAAGCUAGAAGAUAAUAAGUACUAGAUAAUUAUUGAUCCAGGAUCAUUCUCAAGAUCAUAUUCUUUUGUAUAUGUAUGUAUAUCCAGUUUUUGAAAAACUGAAGAGUCAUUUAAUGCCCUUUAACUUUAUAUUUUAAAGACAAACACUCUUAGGACAGUAAAUAAUGUUCAUGAGAUAAUUUUGUACCUUUAUUCCUACUGCAUUCUUUAUGACUGUUGUUACACAGAUAUAUUCCUUGCAAUUACAAUACAAAUGUGUAAGAAUCUCUGUUAAUAUAUUAAUGUUUUAAAAUAUUUUUAAAUGUAUACAAGUUGUAUGAUAUCUUAAAGGUUUAUAACUGAAAGAGAACACCAUAUUUUUAAUCUGAAAUAAAUUUACCUUUUUAUUUACAAAUUCUUAAAUUGGAACUGAAAAUAAUGUAACAUUGUUAGAAAAAAUACAAAUUUAAUGAAUGAAAAUAAAACUUUAAAUAAUAUCACCACUAAGUAUGAAGCAAGAUUUUGUAUACAUUAUGCAUAAAAAUAUUCAUUUGGGCCCGUGAAGAAGUUUAUUGUAUCUUAAGCAUACACCAGCAGAGAUAAUUGUCUUAAAUCUAUAUUUUACAAAUUGGUUAACAAAAUAGUGUGGCAGAUGUUUACUACCACAUUGUUUUGGAUUAUCUGCAUGUGAACAAAAAGAUUCACUUACAGAAUAUGGUAACUUCAAAAUGUAGUGUAUGUACUUGUGUAACAUAAGACUGCUAUAUGAACUGGUGACCUGUGCAAUUGCAGUUGUAACAUUAAUAAGACCACAGUCAUUACUGCAUUAACAUUAAUCCAUUUAUUAGAAUCAACAUAAUGAAGUGAAUUAUAGCUAUCCCUGUUUAUAAGGUGUAAUAACAACUUUUGAUAUUUUAUUUCAGGCACUGCUUAGCAUAUUAAAGCCAAUUAUCAAAAAUUGCACAUUUCAAGAAAGUACAAAUAUUUGAAUUUUUGUUUGAAGUUAAUACAAAUAAUGUUGAUGAUAAGUAACAAGAAAAUUUAACUCAACCCAAUACGUACAUGUGGACUUUUGCAAUUGGAAUAUUGAUUUCUUGAUCAUAUGCUACAUCAGUUUAAAAUGCACAAGAGCCAGGGGGCUAUACAGUAGUCAAAUCAUAAUUUUAUUAGCUUAAAACCAUAUAAAACAUAAGAAAAUAUUAAAAAGUAGAGAUAUUUUUAUAAUAUUAAUCUGGUCACUGAAAAUAACACACCAUUCAAGAGUUAAGAUAAAAGUAUUGUUUCUUAGUUGAUGCCAAAUGUAAGCUAAAGUAAAAUUAGUAAUUAGUUGGAAUUGCUGGUAAUAGAUAAUGGUUCACCACUAGGAUGUAAUUUUGCUUGGUAUGUAUAGUAAAGAGUUAGUUUUAUAGUGCAAAGCUAUAUAAUAGGCUACUUGUACUCUGCCCAUUGUGGGUAAUCAAACCUCAUAUUUUAAAAUUGUAAAUAUAUAAACUUACCACUGACAUGACCAUAACAAAGAGUGGUUGAUGCUUGUGCUUUUAUGUAAAAAAUAUAAAAUUUGCUCUUCUGAAAAUGUAAAUUUGGUAAUGUAAUAACUUAGUCUUUAAAGUUUGCUAAUACUAUAGAAAAAUGUUUUAUUUUAAUAAAAACUUUCUAUUACCUUUAAUAGUCAAAACAUUUACUAUAAUUUCUUUUUUAAUUGUAGGAAUAAAAAUAUUUAAUACAACUAAAUAUGUAUUAAAGUGAUAGGAAAAAUCCAGAAAAAAACCUUUUCCAUCACUCACAUUUGAACUACCAGUCAGAAUAUGUUGUCGACCUUUUCAAAACUUCUAUUUUAAUUGACAAAUACAACUUACUAUUGUUGCUAUUGGAAAUGAUAAUGUGAAACUACAGAUUUGAUUAAGUUGGUGUGUUUCUAAUUUGGAUCAAGUAGGACUGUUUGUGAAUUUUUUAAAACUUUACUGUAUUUUCAUAAAGAUUUUGAAAUACUCUUAUGAUGUAAUAGUGUUUGUACUCACAUAAACUACACUUUUCCUAUUUAUUGUAAGUAAUAAAAGUAAACAAUUUAAAGAUUAUCAAGUUAAGUAAUUUCAUAUUCAAAUGACAUUUUAUUUCAAUUUUAACACUUUUUUGAACACUAAGUAUAUGGAUGUAUUCAUUUCUUUGAUAAAUGAAUUAAGUUAAAUCUUAUAAGAAAACUUAAAACUUUGUUUCUAUGCUUAAUUUUUCUUGAUUCCAAUUACUUGACUGUGUUGAUACAUUUGUACACAGUGUUACACAAACAAGUAUCUAUACAUAUAUAUAUAUAAUCAAUAUCCGUAAAAAAAAGACAAUUUGGUGAAAGUCUGAAACAUAAUGAUAUCAGGUCAUUGUGGUUGUAUUGAAUUUAACUGCAAUACACCUGAACAAUUUUUUAGGCUAUUGUUUCGUAUUGUAGUUUGUGUUCUUUGUUCCAGAAUUGGUUAUAAUAAAAUAUUUUGUAUAUUACUUUGGAAAAACUCACAAGAGUUAAUGUAUAUAAGGCUACAAGCUUCAAGAUUUAGAAGUUUAAAAAGAAUGGAAUUACCAAGAGAUACAAAAAAUUGUAAAUUUCUGCUUUCUCAUUAAGAGUAGAGUGGAGCAUUGCUAUGAACUAACUGACUAUGUAAAAAAAAAAAAUUAUAUAACAAAAGUACGUACACUGCAAUAUUGUAAUUAUUUGUAUAUGGUAAUAAUUUUGAGUGGUGUAUGUUAAGAUACCACCUUGCUCAUGGUUAUAUUUGUAUAGUAGCUAGAUACACAUAGUUAUAUGUCAAACUAAAAAUACCUUGUACAGAAAAUGUGGGUUAAGAAUUAACAUAUCUGUAGUAAUUUGCAAACUAUCAAAAAAUUAAUAGGCUGGAUAGCUAAAAAUUAGCAUGUUGUAAUUCCAAGAAUGAGAUAAAUCACAAUGAAAAUUGCCAGACAUUGCAUUUCAGUCCAUAAAAUGCAAGUAUAUAGUAAUGGUGUUACAAAGUGAAACAAAUUUGCUGCUUUACUAUAUGUGAUUUUUAAUGUUUUUUUUUUGUAUUGUGAAAUAUUUUAUAGCAUUGCAUGAAUACUUUUUUGUGAUCGAUGUGUAAUCAUUUCAUGAAUUUUUGUAAUGAGUAGAGCACUUAGUUAAAAAGAAAGAGGCCUCUAUAAACAUGUGAAAAAAAUGUCACUUAACCCUGCGUUAGUCUUCUUUAAAAAAUUUUUUCCAUAGUCACUCUUCCAGGGUCUGACUUGACUCCAUCAAUAAAAAAAAAUAAUUUACAAAUAUUUAAAAUAACAAUAAUAAAAAAACUUAUUUUGGAAACAAAAAAAACUAACACAAAAUAUUUUCAUUUAUUAAUCAAUAAAUGAAUAUUGAAUGUUACAACUUGUUGCUUUUUUUACCACCUAAACUAAGUGUAACAAUUUAACACACUAAUGCUACUGAGAACAACAAACAUGUACAUGCUUCUAUCUGUCGGUGCCAAUGUUUACAAAAUAAUUGGGGUCUGUGAAGACCCUGGAAGACUAAUGCAGUGUUAAAAACUUUUGUGAUAGAAUAGCUUGUUCAUUCCAUAAAAGAUAUCCUUAACAUACAGAUAUAUAGAACUGGGAGGAUUGUUAUUUUAUUCAUGAUAUGUUUUGAUUGUACUCAUCUGUUGUUCACACUGAGAUGUAGUUUGUAGUUGUAUUGAUUAGAUAGUUAUGAUAUACAGUCAACUUUUAAAGUUUAUAAAUAUUAAUUUUGGGUAAUAGUUCUGUUAAGUCAUUACAAAGUAAAUUACAAUAUUAUGAAAAUAUACCUUUCAACACUGCAAGUAAUAAAGGAACUAUAUCUUGCAUUGAUUUUCAAAUUUGAUUUCAUUAUGAUAUGUACUUGAUCAAACUGAUCUAGUGUAUCAAAUAAUAGCUUCCAAGUACAUAGUUAUCUUGAUUUGUAUAAAAAAAAAAACAUUAAUAUAUGGGCUCUAGAACAUUGUCAUGUCAAAUAAAUAAAAUACUUUAAAAUAAACUGUGAGGAUAUCUUAGGAAUGUUUUGUUAUGGACUACUUGAUAGUUUUCAUGAAAACACUGUUUCUGUGGCUGACUUUAAAUACUAGAAGAAGGCAUUGGAAUGAUGACCAAGUGUCUUUAUGGAGAUUUAUUGGGUAGUUACAUACAUGAACAGUGCUUCUGAGAAAAAUAAUGUUUUUUAAGAAAAGCACUUCCAAAGUACAUGUGUAAACAUUUUUUGGGUAUAACAAAAAUAGCUAAAACCCACAAUUUAUGACACAGAUCAAAACUGAAAUAACUGAUUUAACAAUGAUGUAAUGGAAACAAAUGAUUUGAUGAUAAAGUUUUUAUUUUAAAAUUAUUUUUUUUGUAAGAAGUCUAAAAAAAAAACAAACAUACUUGCCAUUUUUUAUGUUGUUGUGUCCUGCAAAACUUGUUUCCAGUUUCACCAAAGACUUGUAAUUUUUUUUAUUGUUUUUAUGUUAGCAUAUCUGUAUAGAUUGACAAGGGAUUAAAAAGUUUUGAGAUCAUAAUAAGUUUGAAUUUCAAAAUAAAAAAAAAUCAUUCAUUUUGUUCUGGUA